CCCCACUGGUAACACUCAAUAGAGGCAGUGGCAGCAUUGUGGAGAAAUAUGUGGGUCAGUGUUCCUCUAGGACUCAGGCUGGAGAUGGCCAAGAUACUCUGUGUUUAAUAUAAAUCAAAGCAUCCUGUAUCUUUGUAAGUUACAGACUUUCCUGUGACUGGUCUUCCCUCACCUUUAUUGACCCUCAAAGAGCAAGUUUCCCUUGUGAGCAUCCCUAAAAAAUGGUUUUAAGAUCGAGAACUUGCCUCUAAGCUUUCAACUCAAAACCAACUCCAUUUUUUUGGCAAAUUCUAAGUAACCUGAAUGAAAACACACCCAAUAUUUUCAAAAGAUGUGCUUUUCCAGUGGGGCUGCUGGAGAAGAGUGGAUGAAGACUCCCUUUUCUUCCUCAGUCCCAAACUGGGAGGCUGAUGGCUUUCUCUUCUAUCCAGAUUUUCAUGAUCAAUCUGAAUUGUCGGAAAGACAGGCAGGAUCGGAUACUGCGGACUCUCUAUGAGCAGGAGAUUGCAGUCAAGAGAGUAGAGGCUGUGCAUGGAAAACCACUUAACACGAGUCAGCUCAAAGCUCUCAGCAUCGGUAUGCUCCUGGGAUCCCGGGACCCAUACUCUUCCAGGCCACUAACCAGAGGAGAGAUUGGCUGCUUUCUCAGUCACUCUUACAUCUGGAAGGAGGUGGUGAACAGAGAACUGGGGAAGAUGCUUGUUAUUGAGGACAAUAUGCGCUUUGAGCACUAG
Pezoporus flaviventris is the source of this 734-nucleotide messenger RNA. Its product is annotated as procollagen galactosyltransferase 2-like. The record is from RefSeq and is a predicted model, not a curated record. NCBI's taxonomy places the organism in Eukaryota, Metazoa, Chordata, Aves, Psittaciformes, Psittacidae. The coding region runs from base 411 to 734 and encodes 107 amino acids. Gene Ontology annotation, molecular function: procollagen galactosyltransferase activity. The transcript is spliced from 3 exons.